Messenger RNA from Aspergillus tanneri, 1317 nucleotides. RefSeq lists its product as uncharacterized. Bases 1 to 1317 code for a protein of 438 amino acids. The record is from RefSeq and is a predicted model, not a curated record. Lineage: Eukaryota; Fungi; Ascomycota; Eurotiomycetes; Eurotiales; Aspergillaceae. The transcript has a single exon.
AUGAGUGGAUGGGAACGAACUCCAUCGUAUGCCCCUACCCCUGGUGACUUCGGCCGCGAACGUACGCCAUCCGUAUAUUGCCCCUCCCCCAACCAUACAUAUGGCGAACCUUCCACCCCAUUGCGUCGAACUGGCUCUGGUCGUCUCGGCUUCCUUGAUGAGGCUGAGUUCAACAGCGGAGGCACAUAUGACGAGGAUCAUCCUUCAUCUAUAUAUUAUCUUAUUGAGUGGAAAGUAACUCUCAAUAAUCGGUUCUUAGCCAAGGAUACCGAACAAGACUUGGUCUUUAGGCCCAGUUGGUACUGGCAACAGAUAAAAGAGAAGGCUGAACGUAUUGUGCAACGCAAAAAAACUCGUAAUCAACGAGUGCGGUCAGAUGAUACUACUAUUAUUGUGUCUGUAAAUGAUCGUUCACAACGUGAUCUUACUAAGCGCUUUGAAAACACAGAUAUUAAUUGGACAUCUGUAGAGAAGCAACUCUUACAGUGGGAAAAUUUAUUUCGUCAGGGCAAGAAGCUCAGACUUUUUAUAACCAUUAACUAUAUAGAGGACAGCAACCCAUCUCCCUCAAAAACUGACAAAAGAGGAACUACAUCAACAACCAACAGAAUGCUGCGUGACCUUGAUGAUCAAGUAAACGCUGAAGACUCUUCUGGACAACCUUCAGUUUGGCGGGACGUGUAUAGGAAAAUGCGUUGCCCUGGGCCGCCAUGUCACCACGAAGGACAGUACUGCUGGCUGGAUCCAGUGGGAAGAAAGCAUUACAAGUUAAGAACGCAUCAUAUGAGAGCCCUAGUUAAAUAUGUGCAACAAGGGGGAAUCCUUGAUACCCAUGACGACAUUCCCGAUACUAUCCGAGACCAGUUGUAUGCAGAAGAGCGGCAGCGAACCGAGAAACGACAGAAAGCCCUGGAUCGCUCCGCAAGUGGAUCAGUGUACCCUCCAAUUAAUAUUAAUGUCGGGCCGACUCAGGCAUCCAUAACUCCCCACAAUUACGCUGAAACCACUCCUUCUACUCAGGCUGAUUCCGUGGAUAUUCCUGGGCCAAUUGAAGUCGCGGUGGAAGAAUAUACCAAUUGGCAUCUAACACAAGUAAGCACCGAGAAUUUCAGGGAAAAUAUUCGGAAAGCGCGUGACGUAGUGUUGGAAAACUGCCUUGACCUUGGUCAGCUUCUUAACCCCAACAUUGGUCCCGACUUCUUCGUCAAAGAGGGUGUGAAAAUUGGUGUCGCCUACAGAUUUGUCAGCGAUACUAAGAAAUGGCUCAGCCAUCGUAAAAGCAAAAGGGCUGAGGACUAUGAGGACAUCUCGGAUUAG